This is a messenger RNA of Iphiclides podalirius (scarce swallowtail), 1116 nucleotides long. The record is from the annotation of a GenBank genome assembly. NCBI's taxonomy places the organism in Eukaryota, Metazoa, Arthropoda, Insecta, Lepidoptera, Papilionidae.
AUGGCGUCGGUCGCCGCUUGGCUGCCGUUCGCCCGCGCCGCCGCCAUCGGGUGGGUGCCCAUCGCCACGCACCCGCUGCCACCACCGCCGGUGCCAAAAGACAGACGCCGCGCGGAGGACGAGAAGCUCCUCAUAAACGUGUCGGGCCGCCGCUUCGAGACCUGGCGCAACACGCUCGAGAAGUACCCCGACUCGCUCCUCGGCUCCUCCGAGCGCGAGUUCUUCUACGAUGAGGACAGCCGCGAGUACUUCUUCGACAGGGACCCGGACAUAUUCCGGCACAUACUCAACUACUACCGCACCGGUAAGCUGCACUACCCCAAGCACGAGUGCCUCACCGGGUACGACGAGGAGCUCGCCUUCUUCGGGAUACUGCCGGACGUGAUCGGCGACUGCUGCUACGAGGACUACAGGGACAGGAAGAGGGAGAAUGCCGAGAGGCUGAUGGACGACAAGCUGAGCGAGGCGGGCGACCAGAGUCUCCCGCAGCUGACGGACCUGAGACAGAAGAUGUGGCGCGCGUUCGAGAACCCGCACACGUCCACCGCCGCGCUCGUGUUCUACUACGUGACGGGGUUCUUUAUCGCCGUGUCGGUUAUGGCAAACGUUGUGGAGACAGUGCCCUGUGGCCACAGGCCCGGGCGGGCGGGCACCCUGCCCUGCGGGGAGCGCUACAAAAUAGUCUUCUUCUGCCUGGACACCGCCUGCGUGAUGAUAUUCACAGCCGAGUACCUGCUGCGGCUAUUCGCGGCGCCCGACCGCUGCAAGUUCGUGAGGUCUGUCAUGUCCAUAAUCGACGUGGUCGCCAUCCUGCCGUACUACAUCGGGCUCGGCAUCACAGACAACGACGACGUCUCCGGCGCCUUCGUCACCCUGCGCGUGUUCAGGGUGUUCCGCAUAUUCAAGUUCUCGCGGCACUCGCAGGGUCUGCGCAUUCUCGGGUACACGCUAAAGUCGUGCGCCAGCGAGCUCGGCUUCCUCGUGUUCUCGCUGGCGAUGGCCAUCAUAAUCUUCGCCACGGUGAUGUUCUACGCGGAGAAGAACGAGCAGGACACGAACUUCACAUCCAUUCCCGCCGCCUUCUGGUACACCAUCGUGACAAUGACCACGCUCGGG